AUGUGUACGGCAACCGUGCCUUCCAAUAGUCGUACUGCAAACCCCCUCUUGACUUCAAGUAUGAAAUAGUCUUGUAUCCAUCACAAUUUCCCAAGGCUCUUCAACCGGUCAUUAGCACGGCUACGAGAUUCUUCGAAGCUCUCAACUCGAGCGAAGCGCGAGCGCGAAGAAGACAGAUGCGCAACGACUGACUUUACUUGCCCACGAACUUCAUCAACUCAAUCCCUCGAUCUUUAUUUUCAUUUCGCACACCAUGGCGUCGCAACUCCUGCCUCUAGAACUGAUCGACAAAUGUGUUGGCUCGAGAAUGUGGGUCAUCAUGAAGGGCGACAAAGAAUUUGCCGGAACCCUGCUCGGCUUUGAUGACUAUGUCAAUAUGGUCCUUGAAGAUGUGAUCGAAUUUGACUACACUGGCGCCCAAACGAAGCUGCCCAAGAUUCUUCUCAAUGGUAACAACAUUUGCAUGCUGAUACCGGGCGGCGAAGGACCCGUCGCAGCAGCAUCUUGAGCGGUGCUUCUCAUGCAAUAUGAGGUGCACUCAACCGUUCGCCGAUUAGGACGAGAUCAGGGCAUGCCGGAACAGCACUCGCGCGAAUAUUAUGAGUCAAUCUCGCAAUCGAUUGAAGCCAUUCACAGGACGGCCAAAAACGGCCGCGAGAGGCUCG
Messenger RNA from Exophiala viscosa, 665 nucleotides. RefSeq names its product U6 snRNA-associated Sm-like protein LSm5. The coding region runs from base 254 to 508 and encodes 84 amino acids. Gene Ontology annotation, biological process: mRNA splicing, via spliceosome. The record is from RefSeq and is a predicted model, not a curated record. Gene Ontology annotation, cellular component: Lsm1-7-Pat1 complex; U6 snRNP; U4/U6 x U5 tri-snRNP complex. The transcript has 6 exons. Gene Ontology annotation, molecular function: RNA binding. Lineage: Eukaryota; Fungi; Ascomycota; Eurotiomycetes; Chaetothyriales; Herpotrichiellaceae.